AUGUCUGAUUAUAACAGAGGUGUGUUGUCCCUAAAGGARCUUUGCCUUUUUACAGUUAAUAACAACCUCAAUCCUUCCAAUGUUUAUCCUUUUUACUUGGAAACWCUUCGCACURAUUGUCCACGAAUGGAACGAGUAGUGAAUUCYUUUAUUUGRGACAAUUURAUGGAUAUUUCUCGCACKGAACAGUUCUUGGCUCUGGACAGUAGCGCAAUAAACUGGAUGCUUAUAAACCACGAUAUCAGAGCAUCAGAAGCAGCCAUGUUAGACAGCUUAGCCCGAUGGUAUAAACACAAUGAAGCAGAACGCGAGAAGGGCUUCAAAUGGCUGUUUCAAAGACUGAGCUUGGAUAUGAUUGGAAAGGAUGUGUUAUCGGAAAUAAUAAAGAAAUAUCAACUUGUAAAKGUUAUCCCUGAACUUCGUAAGUACAAGAAGCUGCUUCCUCAGCGAGUGGACCUCGACGAGUUGAUCUACAAGGAYAACAUCUCUAACAUAGCUGUUCUUGGAUAUAUUAAACACUUAACGACAGAAGAACCACUAAAACUGUAUAACUUUACUUUGCAGUACUGGGCACCUUUCACUUCCAAGUCAAUGAUCCCUAAAUGUGCCAUCGAAGGUGAGAUAUUCGAGGAUUAUUUGAUUGASGGCAUAAUACCUAUACACAAUUCUGUGUAUUUCGUUUACUCAAGAAUCGAUCUUACACGAAAAACUACCUCACUACAGCUCAUGCGCGUCGACAUCCAAUCGCAGUCUACUACCGAGUGUGCCACAAGUGACGGUUUACAUUACGAAGCCAUAGCUGUGCCAUGUGGGAUUUUCAUCUAUUUUCUCGGGGGUAGAGACGGGGAAGCCCCACCUAAGACGGUCUAUCGCUACGAUACCGUUAAAAACAACUGGAGUGAAAUGCAGUCGAUGAUUAGCGACCAUUCAUCUGUCUAUGACUGUGUAGUUUCUUACAAGAACAAGUAUUUGUACAUAUUUGGAAAGACUUUUAGCGAGAAGUACGACAUGAUGACAAAUACAUGGACACCACUAGUACCCCCUUGGGAUGGCGGCAUUGCYCUCCCUGAGGGGGCAGGGCAGGGGGAAGUAAUUUGGUGCAUGUCUGCAGAAUGCUUGGACGACAGGAUCUGCGURCMUCUGUUGYUAAAYUCAUCRUCAGGUUUACUAAGUCGUCUUCUGGUGUUUUAUGACCCCGUUAACAGUGCCUGGGAGUUCCACAAGAUUGAAGGGCGGRURCAUUCAGCUUUGAAAAAAUGCUUUGGAAACAAUUUUGUGUUGUAUUACAAGAAGCCAAGGAGGUAA
This is a messenger RNA of Exaiptasia diaphana, 1305 nucleotides long. RefSeq names its product kelch-like protein 7. The record is from RefSeq and is a predicted model, not a curated record. Bases 1 to 1305 code for a protein of 434 amino acids. Lineage: Eukaryota; Metazoa; Cnidaria; Anthozoa; Actiniaria; Aiptasiidae. Gene Ontology annotation, molecular function: protein binding. The transcript has a single exon.